Ornithodoros turicata is the source of this 1929-nucleotide messenger RNA. Its product is annotated as calpain-A-like. Gene Ontology annotation, biological process: proteolysis. The coding region runs from base 1 to 1836 and encodes 611 amino acids. The transcript has 14 exons. NCBI's taxonomy places the organism in Eukaryota, Metazoa, Arthropoda, Arachnida, Ixodida, Argasidae. The record is from RefSeq and is a predicted model, not a curated record. Gene Ontology annotation, cellular component: cytoplasm. Gene Ontology annotation, molecular function: calcium-dependent cysteine-type endopeptidase activity.
AUGAGCAAGGUCAGGGAGGCGAAGGUCGAUACGAAGGUGUCGGACUCGGAAUGCGAAAGUGGCGAAUCGUGCUGUUCAAAUGCCUUUGGUAAUAGCUCCGGUGACGAAUACAUGUUUGAUGACGAGCCAUAUUCGACUGAUCCGCUUCCUCUGCAAGUCGCUGGCGAUGUACUUGCGGCAGCUGCGUUAGCGAAACAGGACGAGCCUCAGGACCACGGGUUUCGUUCAUCUAACAGCAAAGGGUUGGAGCACGGCGGUGUACUCAAAAAGUGGACCAGCUGCAGUAUGUCCAAAGCCCAGAAGGUUUACAGGUAUGGAGAGAGUGGUUCCGGUAUCAGGACAAAGGACGGGAUCCCGCAAUACUACGAGAACAUCAUUGAGCAGUGCUUUAAGGAAAACAGGUUCUUUGAAGACCCUGAGUUUCCCUGCGAAGAUUCCAGCAUCGGCAUCAAGGAGUACGCAGGAAGGAUUAUUUGGAAGAGGCCCUAUAACAUGGUGGAGAAGCCGCAGUUUUUCGUGGACGGCGUCAGCAGACAUGAUAUUUUUCAAAUGACUGUUGCUGACUGCUGGUUCGUGGCCGCACUGGCGUCACUGACGGAGCACAAGGAGCUGUUCGACCGUGUCGUCCCCCAGGGCCAGAGCUUCAAGCGAGGCUCGUAUGCAGGCGUAUUUCACUUCGUUUUCUGGAGGAACAACCGUUGGGUGGACGUCGUCAUUGACGAUAGACUUCCGAUGUUUGAAAAAGAAGGCAGCUACAUGGGUGUGAUGUCCAGCGUCAGGAAUGAGUUCUGGGGUUCUCUGGUGGAGAAGGCGUAUGCCAAGUUACACGGAUCGUACGGAUCAUUGCAAAGAGGCAACGGCAGAGAAGCUCUGACAGAUUUGACUGGUGGUAUCCCUGAGCUGAUCGCUGGGAUACCGCUGCCUGAGGACACGUGGAACACAAUGAAGAGGGCCUUCGAAAGAAAGUCCAUCAUGACAGCAUACUUCCAGCAGCAGCGAAGAAGAGGAGAGGGCGAUGGUGGACCAGGAGAGAUAGAACAGGACGACGGCCUUAUGGCGAAUCAUGUCUACAGCGUGACGGGACUAACUCAAUUCAACUUAGAAGGCACCGAGCAGUUAGUGAGGCUGCUUCGCCUUCGCAACCCAUAUGGCCAUAAGGAAUAUACCGGACCUUGGAGCGACGUAUCAGAGCAGUGGAAGAAAGUUUCGCGGGCCAAGCUCGAGGAGUUGGGCGUUACUGUUCGAGACGACGGAGAGUUCUGGAUUGAAGCGGACUAUUUCCUGAAGCGCUUCAUGUUUGUGGAAAUGUGUCACCUGAAUCCCGCCAGUCUGGAGAAAGACCCCGAUGCAAAGUGUUGGGAAACAGCAACAUUCGAAGGAAGCUGGGUGACAGGGGUCAGUGCGGGAGGAUCAAGCCCGAGCAACGAUAAAUACAGCACCAACCCUCAGUACUUCGUAACUCUUCGAGGACCGGACAGUGAAGACCAGGAUGGGAAAUGUUCUAUGCUGGUGUCACUUAGACAAAAGACAGAACGAGUCGCCAAUGAAGGUGGAAAUUGGCUAUACAUCGGAGUUGCUAUUUUUGAGGUGAAAGACCCAGAAAAAUGUGAAAAGCCUCUACCUCUUGACUACCUGAUCGACCAUACCAUCAACCUCGGUCAAUAUUGGAAUUCGCGAGAUGUGACUAACCGUCAGCGCCUUUUGCCGGGGACAUACUGCGUUGUGCCGUACACGAAAGAACCGGACACUGACUGCGACUUCCUGUUGCGUAUAUUCACUGAGCAAAAGAGUGAGUGCAGAGAAUGCGAUGGAGGUAAUGUGUGUGCUCCUAAGUAACCCCCUCCACAUUUCGCGGCACAGGAAGACCGCAACCACACCAGGAUGGGCGGAACUGAAUGAGAUAUCAAAUAAACAUGUCCGCUUCAACCA